Molecule: messenger RNA, 326 nt
Organism: Trypanosoma conorhini
Lineage: Eukaryota; Euglenozoa; Kinetoplastea; Trypanosomatida; Trypanosomatidae
Exons: 1
Source: RefSeq, a predicted model, not a curated record
UGCCGGCGAAUCCGGCCCGCGCAGAGUGGCGUGGGGAAACUUUGUUUCCCACGCCCUCACCCUUCGCGGCGCAGGGGCCGCGGCGGAGCCAGCGUGGCGGGCAAGUGGCUCUCCGCACCCAGCUCCGAACCCCAGGCGCCGCAAGCACGCACCCGGUGCCGCGCAGCAACGACGUCCGGAAGGUCUUUCACGGGCCACGGCGAAUGCGCAGCCGGAUUUACCAGGCGGCGCGGGGGGCCACGAAGAAGCGGUCGGCCGCGCUCCCACGACGCGGGCAGGCCAAACGCGACCGAGGUGGCCGCGUGUGCCCCAAAAAGGGGGAAUAA